CUCAAGGACACGCCCACCAUUAGAAAAUAUUGUUUUUCCUUUUGCUUCAAGUGAUGAACUUCUUUUGAGAAGCAAGUCUGUGUCUCAAACCCCACAAAGAACCACUUCCAGCGAACUACCUCAAUUUUACAAAUAAUACUACUACUUCACAUUAGUUGGCUCCCGCCAUUUUCAAAAUCACCAUUCUCAACUUCAACAACUAAUUGUAUAUAUAAUGCAGAAACAGAGCUGAAAGGUUUGAUCCGCGGAUAUUUCGAAAAUAGUUAUGGGAACGGUGGACAGAUCAAAGAAAAAAACCCAGCUAUGGAAGAAAGCUGCUUUUCAUUUCGUGUUAUGUUUUGUAAUGGGAUUUCUCACCGGAUUUGCUCCCACUGGGAAGGCUUCAGUAUUUUCUCGUAAUCGGGUCUCUGUUACAAACAUAACAGAUUUUUCUCCUCAACCAUUAGAAGUGAUUCAUUUGGUGGACGGAAGCCCUGCGGCGGUGCCUGCCGAAACAUUAAAAUCCGAUGAAGAUGGUAGUGAUUCUGAUGCGGGAAUUUCGAAGGAGGAAGAAGAAGAAGAAGAAGGUGAUUUAAAUCCAAGGGGACUAAUAAUUAUUGUUACUCCAACAAGCAUGAAAGAUAGGCUUCGUGGGGUGAGGCUUAGGAGGCUUGCAAACACCUUGAGAUUGGUUGCGCAGCCGCUGUUGUGGGUGGUUGUGGAGCAGCAAUCGGAUUCGGAUGAGGUGUCGGAGAUACUCCGACAGACGGGAAUUAUGUAUAGGCAUUUGGUGUUUAAGGACAACUUCACAGAUUUCCAAACUGAGAUGGAUCACCAAAGGAAUGUGGCUUUGAAUCAUAUCGAGCACCACAGAUUAAGUGGAAUUGUCCAUUUUGCUGACUUAUCCAAUGUCUAUGAUCUCAGCUUCUUCGACGAGAUUAGAUCAAUCGAAGCAUUUGGAACUUGGCCAAUGGCAUUUUUAUCAGCAAACAGAAAGAAGGUGAAUAUAGAAGGACCAAUAUGUGAGGGUUCAGAUGUGAUAGGAUGGCAUUUGAAGAACAUCAACAAUCAAACAGAUGGAGUAGUAACAAGGCCUGCAAUUCACAUCUCCAGCUUUGCAUUCAACAGCUCCAUCUUAUGGGAUCCUGAAAGAUGGGGUCGAACUUCAUCUGCUCAGGACACUUCCCAGGAUACAUUAAAAUUUGUGAAGAAAGAGGUUCUUGAAGAGGAGACACAACUAAGAGGAAUUCCAUCCGAAGAUUGCUCCAAAGUUUUGGUGUGGAACGUUCGCCUUCAACAUAAGAGGAAUACUUUGCUUUGAUGUUGAUAGCAGUUGGAGAUAGUGCACUUAUUAUACUAGACUAGUUUUAGAGCUGUCACAAUAAUGUAAUUGCCCAAUUUUCCAAUUUUCAUCUUAUUUUUUAAGAUCUUAAUUCGUUUGACUUUGUAGUUACAUAGUUCAAAUUUUGGUAACGAGCUAAAGAUGAUACAAGAAUUGAUUUAGCAUUGCAAAAUCAGAGAUUUCAGAAAAGUUUCAUAUUACUGGAAUGAAUAGUUGACAUAACGAUUUAAGGCGUUCGUCCUGAUUGCAUGUCAGACCAUAUAAGUUGCUCAAAAAAAAAUAUUGGGACGGACCAAGCAGCUAAUUUAUGGGCCUUCAAUCAGCCCAAUUAAACGUGUUGGUCUUUGACCCUUUAUUAUACACUUCCGAAACCCAUGAAA
Messenger RNA from Oldenlandia corymbosa var. corymbosa, 1701 nucleotides. NCBI's taxonomy places the organism in Eukaryota, Viridiplantae, Streptophyta, Magnoliopsida, Gentianales, Rubiaceae. The record is from the annotation of a GenBank genome assembly.